Messenger RNA from Neltuma alba, 700 nucleotides. Its product is annotated as auxin-induced protein 22D. The transcript has 4 exons. The coding region runs from base 1 to 600 and encodes 199 amino acids. The record is from RefSeq and is a predicted model, not a curated record. Gene Ontology annotation, biological process: regulation of DNA-templated transcription. NCBI's taxonomy places the organism in Eukaryota, Viridiplantae, Streptophyta, Magnoliopsida, Fabales, Fabaceae. Gene Ontology annotation, cellular component: nucleus.
AUGGGGAUGAAUUUUGACGGUGAGCUCAUGAAUCUGAAGGACACAGAGCUAAGGUUGGGAUUGCCCGGAAGGGAUGAGGAAGAUAAACGUUCAUGCAGCGUCAGGAGCAACAAGAGGACUUGGCGUGAAUCAAGCGAGGACGAGCAGUCAUCAGUAACCCAGAACAACGCCUGUAACAGCUCUGAUGAUAAAGAUAACGCCCCACCAGCAAAGGUACAAGUAGUGGGAUGGCCACCCAUUCGAUCUUACAGGAAGAAUUGCGUUCACCAAAAGAAGGGAUCGCAGGAGGGCGAUGGGGCUGGAAAUAUGUAUGUGAAAGUGAGCAUGGACGGUGCUCCUUAUCUGAGGAAGAUCGAUCUCAAGGUUUACAACAGCUACCCACAGCUCCUCAAGGCUUUGCAGAACAUGUUCAAGUGCACUUUUGGUGAAUACUCAGAAAGGGAAGGCUACAACGGAUCUGAAUACGCUCCUACUUAUGAAGACAAGGAUGGCGACUGGAUGCUGGUUGGAGAUGUUCCAUGGAAUAUGUUCAUGUCAUCUUGCAAGAGGCUUAGAAUCAUGAAAGGAUCGGAGGCUAAGGGAUUGGGUGGUAGUUUAUGACACACCUACGCGACCAUCGAUGGGAAACAAGACGAGCAAACACUUUCUAGUUUCGUCUCAAAAGAGGCCACAAACACAGACAAGAAGGAAGAAAGAGGGG